AUGAGCGCGCUACUGCCGACCGCCCACCGCGAACGCCAUAUGCCGCCCCCGCCCAUUGAUCCCAAAGAUGUCACGAUAGUAGCCCUGCGAUUGAAACAUCAGAUUGAGCAGGUUAUUCCCUGCGAGCUCGAAGAGGACCAGAUCACGCGCGCCCAUAGCCAGAUCAUAACCGAUGCCGUGCUGAAGACGGCGCGAGAGGCGGGAGCUCCCGAGCACAGUGCCUGUGUCGUAUAUUGCUUGCUACAUGUCAAGAAGUGGUUCAGCACACAGGCAAAGGACGAGCUAUGGGACGCCGACCUCCACCAUGUCCGCGCGGUUGCGGCCGAGGUCAUGGCAAAACGCUUGAUUGAGGCUGAAGAGGAUAUCAACUACCUCUUUGAGGAGGUCCUGCUCAAGCGCUACUCGACACUUGUCGACGGCGAGCCUUCUGUGCCUACCAAUGCUGUGGAAAAGGCGGUCGAUUUACAUGCCGUAACAGUUAUUGGAUCGUCAGGAUACCAGAAGUGCAUCAACUACCUGUGGCGCGGAUGGAUUGUCCAGGACGAUGAAGACCCAAGCCGUUUUGUUACGUACGACAACAAGACAAAUACUAGCUACUGGGCUCAUCUGGAUCCGGACCGGAUGCGAGUGCCCAAGUACCAGAACUGGGUCCAGAUUGGCAUGUCCUUCAUCUACCUGGGCCUCUUUACUGGUGCCAUCAACACUAUCAAUGCUUCGGGCGACUUUGAUGUUGUCGAGUGUCUGCUUUAUCUCUUUACGCUCGGCUUCAUAUGCGAUGAGGCAAACAAAUUCUGGAAGGUCGGCCGGUACUACAUUUCCUUUUGGAACAUGUUCAACAGCACGAUGUACGCCCUGCUUACAAUCUCGUUUGUCCUGCGCAUCGUUGCGUUUGGGCACCCCAGGAGCACCGAUGAUGAUGGCAGGCGUGACUACUUCAAUAAGCUGAGCUACGACUUUUUGGCUUUUACUGCCCCUAUGUUUUGGAUGCGUCUUUUGCUCUAUCUCGACUCGCUUCGGUUCUUUGGCGCCAUGUUGGUUGUGCUCAAGGUUAUGAUGCGCGAGUCGCUCAUAUUUUUCCUCCUCUUGUUUGUUGUUAUUAUUGGUUUCUUUCAGGCUUUUAUCAGUCUUGACGUUCUGGAUGAUGAUUUGAUGAACGACACUAUUUUCAUCAUGCAGGCCAUGCUCAACGCCAUUAUGCAAUCCCCCGAGUUCGAAGGCUUUGAUAACUUCUCGCCUCCAUUCGGUAUAAUCCUCUACUACAUUUUUACUUUCGUCGUAAUGGUCAUCCUCCUUAAUGUCCUCAUUGCCCUAUACAACUCCGCCUACGAAGACAUCACCUCGGCCGCUAUCGACGAAUACAUGGCCCUCUUCUCCCAGAAAACAAUGCAAUUCGUGCGCGCUCCAGACGAAAACGUCUUCAUCGCCCCUUUCAACCUUAUCGAAAUGGUUUUUCUCAUCCUCCCCUUUGAAUGGUGGAUGGACCAGAAACGCUACGACCGUCUUAACGAUAUGGUCAUGGCUGUAAUCUACUCCCCGCUCCUCCUCAUCACCGCCAUGCUCGAGCAGCAAGAAGCUUGGAUUGUAAAAGAGAAUCGACGCCGCGGCGAGGACGAUGAAGAUGUGACAAUGGAGUGGGAGCAGGUGCUCCAAGGUUGCGAUUUUGAAGCUGAUGGCUGGGACAAGAAGGUGCAGGCUUGCAAGCCCAAUGUUGAAUUCGACACUGCGGUUCUUGAGGUCCGCGCGCUGAGGAAGGAAGUUGCAGAGCUGAAGGAUAUGCUUAAGACGUUGGUCGAAGGCGGUGUUAGCCCUGGUGGUGGUGGGGUGGGCAAGUGGGGUGGUGAGACGCUUGGUGAGAGUGGUCUGGCGAAGCUGGAUGUGAGUAGAUUGGCCUUGCAGGGUGAAAACUCCGAGAGUGGUGCUAGGGAUGAGUAA
This is a messenger RNA of Bipolaris oryzae ATCC 44560, 1932 nucleotides long. RefSeq lists its product as uncharacterized. Bases 1 to 1932 code for a protein of 643 amino acids. The transcript has 3 exons. Lineage: Eukaryota; Fungi; Ascomycota; Dothideomycetes; Pleosporales; Pleosporaceae. The record is from RefSeq and is a predicted model, not a curated record.